AUGUCGGUCCCAAACAUCACCACCAUCUCCCCCAUCACCAACCGUCCCAUCCUCAACCGCACCGGCGCCAACCCAGAAGACAUCGUAGGCAUCGCCGAAUCCGCCCAAGAAGCCUACCGUUCCUUCUCCGAAUCCACCACCCUCAAACAACGCCAGGACAUCGUCACCCGCGCCCUAGACAAGCUUGAAAAGAGAAAAGAUGACCUCGCCAGACAGAUCACCGAGCAAAUGGGCCGGCCCAUAUCAUACACCGGUGUCGAAGUCGCCACGGCCAUCAAGCGCAGCCACUACCUAAACCGCAUCAGCGACUCCGUCCUCGGCGAAGCGGGCAUCGUCCCCGGAGAAGAAGAACAGGGCUUCAAGCGCUACAUCAAGCGCAAGCCUGUCGGCGUCGUCCUGAUCAUUUUCGCCUGGAAUUACCCCUACCUUGUUCUCGUUAACAGCUUAAUCCCCGCCAUUUUGGCCGGGAACGCAGUCAUUCUGAAACCGUCGCCGCAGACACCGACCAUCGCAGAGGAAGUCGCCAAUGCGUUUGAAGAAGCGGGCCUUCCAGAGAACGUGAUUCAAUAUGUGCAUUCCGGGUCCCCAACCCUACUGGAGAGUCUCGUUCGCUCGUCCUGUGUCAAUCACAUUUGUUUUACGGGCUCUGUGGAGGGCGGGCUAGCUACGCAGAAAGCGGCCUCUGAUCGCAUCGUCAACCUCGGACUGGAACUAGGCGGCAAGGAUCCUGCGUAUGUGCGCGACGACGUCGAUAUCCCCUGGGCGGCGGCGGAGAUCGUCGACGGAGCUAUCUUCAACAGUGGGCAGAGCUGCUGCGCUAUCGAGCGGGUCUACGUGCAUCAGAAUAUCUACGAUAAGUUCGUGGCGGAGGUUAAGAAGGUGCUGAGCAAUUUCGUGGUUGGGGACCCGUUCGAUAAGAAGACGCAGAUCGGGCCUGUGAUAUCGAAGCGCGCGAAAGAGGAGAUCGAGGCGCAUAUUGCUGAUGCCGUGGAGAAGGGGGCAAAGGAUGAGACGCCGGCGAAUGAGACGUUUGAGAAUCCUCCGUCUGAGGGGAAUUAUGUUAAGCCUACGCUGUUGACGGGGGUAACGCAUGAGAUGCGGGUCAUGACGGAAGAGACGUUUGGGCCGGUGAUUCCGGUUAUGAAGGUGGAGGGGGAUGAUGAGGCCGUUAAGUGGAUGAAUAGUAGUGAGUUUGGGCUGACAGCUAGUGUGUGGACGAAGGAUGUUGCUGCCGCGGAGGAGCUGGUUGAGCGGGUGGAGGCGGGGACGGUGUUUAUCAAUCGAUCGGAUUAUCCUAGUCCGGACCUGGCCUGGACAGGCUGGAAGAAUUCAGGACGCGGAGUAACGCUCAGUCGGUUCGGGUUCGAGCAAUUCGUCAAGCUGAAGAGUUACCAUAUCAAGGACUAUCCCAAAUAG
This is a messenger RNA of Aspergillus niger, 1416 nucleotides long. RefSeq lists its product as uncharacterized. The record is from RefSeq and is a predicted model, not a curated record. The coding region runs from base 1 to 1416 and encodes 471 amino acids. Lineage: Eukaryota; Fungi; Ascomycota; Eurotiomycetes; Eurotiales; Aspergillaceae. The transcript is spliced from 2 exons. Gene Ontology annotation, molecular function: aldehyde dehydrogenase (NAD+) activity.